AGAAUUAGAAAAUAGUUGAGGCCCAAGGCUCAAAAUGAAACCAGACACUUCUCGUGCACUCGACUCUUGAGCCAACAUCAUGCGAGCAAUGGCCACCACCUCCACCUGCCACGGCGGAGCGCUCGCGCCGCACCGCCCAUCUCCGCCGCUUCAUUAUACCCAUCCUCCUCAUCCGGUUCUCCGGCGACCUUACGGCUGCAGACACACUUGGAAACCGAUGCGUACAACAACAGAGGUCACUGGGAAACGCAUGCCAAGUGCUCGAGCAAAUGCCAAAGCGGCGAGACGUUGGAAUGAGGAGCCGCACGAAGCUUCUGAAUAUGGAGGACAGUAUUAUCUAGACGAGCAAGAUGUAGCGACUUUUCUCGAUCCUCCAAAGCCGCUCAUCCCGCUGGAUCCUUCUUCGUACAACCCAGCUUCUUAUCUCUGGAAAAAGAUCGAAAACAUUCCAGAGGAAAGGCGGCAUCACUUGCUGUCCCUGCUAAAUCCGAGACUUGUAUCAAGAGCUUGGGAGGUGGCAAGAAGACGAUAUGAUAAUCCUAAGUUAGUAAAGAAAAGGGCAUCUCGCAUGCUAUCUGAUGGAAAUCGUGCAGGGUCUCUUGAGUUGUGGAGUUGCAAAACAAGUGGAGCACCACUUCCAGUUGCCUGGAUGAAUGCAUCCCAGAAGGUAAUAUUUCGCUGCACGGAUGGGAAAGCCUACGGACGACUUAUUGACUCUAAUCCCUUGUCAGGAAUAACGAAAUCCUUCAGCCCUUUGUACUUCAGUGUGAAAGAUGUCAAUGAGGUUAUGUCGACCGAGCAGCCAUGUGAUUUGGCUUAUGAAUUUGGAGAUGGACUUUUGGAUCUUCCUGAAUAUCCUCAAGGAUUCCCUAAACCUGCAAAUAAAGAGCUGCCCAUAGAGAUAUUAAUUAGAAGCACACUCUGCAACAGUGAGAAGCUGAGAUCUGCAUCAAUGGCUGUUGAUCCGAGGCAGGUACUGGCCGGCGUGUUGACGAUGACGAUGUUCGUGAUGCUCGGGAACAUGAUCAAGCGCGACCACUUCGAUUCUGCCCACCCAGCUGUUCAUGACACGAGUAAGGCUUCGAAGCACGGUCUUGUUAGUUUCGAGAAAGGGGCAGAUGAGUUUUGGAAAGAGGAUGGCUUAGCCUUAAAAUCAUGCUGGCAAAAGCCAGUCUUGGAGGAAACCGAGGAAUCACAAGGUUAUGUCACAUUCUCAUUAACGAACGGUCCAGAGUACCAUGUCUCUCAGAUUUCUGAUGCAAUAGUAGUUGCAAGAUAUCUCCGUGCAACACUUGUAAUCCCGGACAUCAGAGGAAGCAAUCCCGGAGAGAAAAGUAACUUUGAGGAUGUCUAUGAUGUUGAGAAAUUCAUAUCGAGCCUAGAAGGUGUGGUCAAAGUCGUCAAAUCACAGCCUACUGAGUUAUCAGCUCGUAAUCUUGCUGUAGUUAAGGUCCCUAACCGAGUUACCGAAGAACACAUAGCGGAAAAUAUCGAGCCAGUUUUCAGGACCAAAGGAAACGUGAGGCUCGUCACUUACUUCCCAUCUGUCAACAUGAAAAAGAAUAAAGAAAAGACCAACUCGGAUGAUCUUGCAUGCUUGGCCACAUUUGGGACCUUAGAACCUCAAACGGAGGUUCGUGAAGUGGUUGACUCGAUUAUCGACCGCCUGAAAACCAUUAGUCGGAAGUCAAACGGGCAGUUUGUGGCCAUUGACUUGAGGAUGGACAUAUUGGAGAAAAAGGGGUGUCAUAAAAGCGAUGGCUCGGGAACUAAAAGUUGUUAUGGUCCACAAGAGAUUGGUCUUUUCUUGAAGAAGAUUGGGUUCGAGGAGGACACUACUGUGUACGUGACGCAAACAAAAUGGCAUAGUAGCCUCGAUGCUCUAAAGGACUUCUUCCCGAAAACUUAUACCAAGGACUCUAUAAUGCCCAUGGAGAAAAAGGACAAGUUUCUAAAUUCAGAUACUUCAGAGUUUGAGAAGGUGAUCGAUUACUACAUUUGCUCCGAGAGUGAUGUUUAUGUUCCGGCCAUAUCCGGUCUGUUUUACGCGAAUGUUGCUGGAAGUAGAAUAGCCAACGGGCGGACACAAAUUCUUGUUCCAGAAAAUGUCCCAACUUCUUCUGCAGAUCCUAAGGAUUUCGUAUCUCAUUACGUUACGAAGAAGAAUCACUUUGCUUAUUCGUGUUUUUGCUAGUUCAACGGAAAAAGGAAUGGGAUAGAUAUUAUCAUACAAAAUUGAUUGGCAAAAAUGUAAUACAAAAUUGAUUGGCAAAAAUGUA
Molecule: messenger RNA, 2279 nt
Organism: Striga asiatica
Lineage: Eukaryota; Viridiplantae; Streptophyta; Magnoliopsida; Lamiales; Orobanchaceae
Source: the annotation of a GenBank genome assembly